This is a messenger RNA of Uloborus diversus, 1118 nucleotides long. Its product is annotated as elongation of very long chain fatty acids protein 7-like. Bases 172 to 978 code for a protein of 268 amino acids. The record is from RefSeq and is a predicted model, not a curated record. Gene Ontology annotation, molecular function: fatty acid elongase activity. Gene Ontology annotation, biological process: fatty acid elongation, saturated fatty acid; fatty acid elongation, polyunsaturated fatty acid; very long-chain fatty acid biosynthetic process. The transcript has 8 exons. NCBI's taxonomy places the organism in Eukaryota, Metazoa, Arthropoda, Arachnida, Araneae, Uloboridae. Gene Ontology annotation, cellular component: endoplasmic reticulum membrane.
AUAAUUAAUGGUAAUGAUUAACUGACUUCUGUCUCAGAAGGAAUUAUUUCAGAGAUGACGUACCUGCUGAACUUUUUUCGUAACGGAAGCUACAAAUGCUUUCUACUAAAGUAAGGAUUCAAAAAGUUCAUGCUUUCCAUUUAAAUUGUAUCAAACAACUUAAGAGCCAAAAUGAAUAUUUGGGACAAUAUAAAGAAAGAUUUCGCAUCAGGAGAUCCUGUAAUCGUUGACUGGGCCUUAAUGAAGCCAGACUAUCUGCCAUUUCUCCUUUCUGUUUUGUAUUUGUUGUUCGUAAAGCUCCUGGGUCCAAAUAUGAUGAAAGGACGGAAGCCUUUCAAAUUACGCAUUCCGAUGAUUGUCUACAACUUCGCACUAGUUUUUGCUUAUGCUGCGUGUGUGACUAGAGUACUUUAUUUGUGUUUUACGACAAAUGUCUAUAAGUAUUGGUGCAUAUCUGGAUCAGCAAGGCAAAGUCCACAAAUAUACGAGGUAGUCGUAAUAUCAUGGAUUAUUUACCUGUUGAAGUAUGUGGAAUAUUUGGAUACAAUAUUUUUUGUUCUAAGAAAGAAGUAUCAUCAGAUUACAACUCUGCAUGUCUUUCAUCACUCAUUAAUUCCAAUAUGCUGUUGGAUGGUGUUCCGAACUGAAAAAAGUUUAUUUCAAGUAACUCCUGGCAUUAUUAAUGGUGUGGUACAUGUCAUAAUGUACACCUAUUAUGGGCUUGCUGCUGCUGGAGUAAAGCAAGAAUAUUUAUGGUGGAAAAAGUACCUAACUCGGCUUCAAAUGGCACAAUUCAUAGUGGUCAUCAUCCUGCAAAUAUAUGCGACACACAUGGGCUGUUAUUCAUCUUUUAUAAGUUUCUACAUGGUUACAUUCUUGUGCAUGUCAUUUUUCAUACUUUUUGGAAAUUUUUACAUACAGACCUACAACUUGAGCUGUAAAAAUGGACCGAGAAGAAGUAUUUUUCACAUUGAUUAAGAGUAAUAAAACGUAACGGAUCCAUAAUAAUAUCUUUUCAGUUUUCAUCUAGAAAGAAAGAGACGUAGAUGGAUGCAAAGAAUAAAAUCGAUAUGAAGGUGAAAUUUCUGAUGUAAAUAAAGGAGUUUAUUUUUCUAUUC